CUGAAUCAGAGCGGGAAUGUUGUUACCCUGGAGCUUCAGAGAUAUCUCCGCGGUCCCAAGUUCGAGCAACUUCAGCAGACAAUCGCUGCCGGCGAGUCAUCUACCGCGCCGCCCGUCCACAACCCCUUCCUACACAUACACCGCCCUGAACACUCGGACGACAUGACGUCACAGACCACGCACCUCCCGCCGCCUGUGGAGAUGCCGGUAGAAGAACCCGAGACUCCGUCGGUCCCCGCAUUCGAGAUGCCUCGCACACAGGAACAAAAAGACGCUAUAAAGAGGAAGUUGCAGUCUAUACUAGGUGAUGACGUGGAGAUCGUGGUGGGCGUGGUGGUACGUGGUGGUGGCGGUCUGGGGAUAUCUCUUGAGGGUACUGUGGAUGUAGAAGGAGGAAAGGAGGUUAGACCACAUCACUACGUACGGUCCGUACUACCGGAGGGACCGGUCGGGAGGGCCGGGGUUCAUCGACCCGGGGACGAAUUACUCGAGGUGAACGGUCACCGUCUGCUGGGUAUGAACCACCUGGAGGUUGUGUCGAUCCUGAAGGAGCUGUCCAGCGAGGUGUGUAUGGUGUGUGCGCGACCCAGACCAGCGCCGCCGCUAGAACUCGCGCCGCCCGCCGCUACACACGUCAAGGCGAAGUCGGAUGGCAGUUUAGCGGGUGCGGGGGCGGAGGACGGAGGGUCAUUGACCGCAGGUGGAAAGGUUCGAUCUAGAAGUCUCGAACCACUCACAGGACUAGCGAUGUGGGCGUCCGAGCCACAGAUUAUUGAGCUGGUGAAGGGUGAACGAGGUCUGGGCUUCUCCAUCCUUGACUACCAGGACCCCCUGCGUCCCUCGCACACCCUGGUGGUGAUACGGUCCCUAGUACCGGGCGGCUUGGUGCAGCAAGACGGCAGACUAAUACCAGGCGAUUGGCUUCUCUUCGUUAAUGAACAGAACUUGGAGAACGCUAGUCUAGAACAAGCCGUGGCUGCUUUAAAGGGCGCCCCUCGCGGUGUGGUCCGUAUUGGCGUGGCUAAGCCUCUACCACUAACAGACGGCCCCCCACCACUACCUGCUACCUCCCCACCACCACACCACUAG
Molecule: messenger RNA, 1089 nt
Organism: Danaus chrysippus (African queen)
Lineage: Eukaryota; Metazoa; Arthropoda; Insecta; Lepidoptera; Nymphalidae
Source: the annotation of a GenBank genome assembly